Molecule: messenger RNA, 2296 nt
Organism: Pocillopora verrucosa
Lineage: Eukaryota; Metazoa; Cnidaria; Anthozoa; Scleractinia; Pocilloporidae
Product: solute carrier family 2, facilitated glucose transporter member 12
Biological process (GO): D-glucose transmembrane transport
Cellular component (GO): membrane
Molecular function (GO): symporter activity
Source: RefSeq, a predicted model, not a curated record
ACUUUCAACAUGGCAGGAGUCAUGGCGGACUUUGUAUGAAGUUGCAUAAUUGCCAUUUAAAGGCUAAACUGUGAUCUAUAAGAAGCGUAUAUAACUGUUACAGACGAUGAACUGAUACGAUGGAUGAAACGCCUGACGACUACACCAGGGAGUUUUACGCAGAGGGAAGAACUCGAGAUACAUCAAGCCUUCUUGAGCCAGAAUCAUCAGAACAUAUGAGCAAUGGCUUGGUGGAGCAACUUCAGCUUGUUCAACCUCAGAUCGUUGAAAGCUCCUGUUGUCCACAAAAGCCAUUGUUAUACCUUACAAUGGCUGCAUGUAUGGCUGGACUGGGUGGAGUUCUGUUUGGUUAUGAUAUAGGUGUGGUGUCUGGAGCAAUUCUUCAACUGAGAGCUGAGUUUCAUUUAGAUUGCACUCAACAAGAGAUGGUGGUGAGUUCCAUGCUGAUGGGAGCAGUUCUGGCAUCACUGAUAGGAGGAUUAAUAGUGGAUUUUAUUGGAAGACGUCUGGCUAUUGUCAUUAAUUCUGCAGUGUUUCUUAUUGGAGCAGUCAUUUUGGCAUUUGCACCCUCAUUUGCAAUUCUGAUUAUUGGUCGUUUUAUUGUUGGGUUUGGAGUGUCCUUGUCUGCCAUUGCUGAGUGCAUCUACAUCUCAGAGAUAGCUCCUGCAAAUAAACGUGGCCUGUUGGUAUCAAUCAAUGAGCUUGGUAUAUGUCUUGGUCUUUUGCUAGCUUACUUGGCCAAUGUGAUUUUCAUUGAUUUACCAUCUGGCUGGCGCUACAUGUUUGGAUUGUCAGGAAUUCCAGCCUUUAUCCAAGGUAUAGGAAUGUUCUUUUUACCAUACAGUCCCAGAUGGCUGAUAGUAAAUGGACAGGAUGAAAAGGCUUGUAGAAUGAUUCAGAAGCUUCAAUGGUCAGGUGACCCACAUGAAGAGUUUACAAGGAUCAAGUCUGGGCUCAAAGUGGAAUAUCGCUACAAGUUCACAGACCUGUUAAGCAGUAUGGAAAACAUGAGAAGCAGGAUGCUUGUUGGUGGUGGAAUUGUGUUUUUUCAACAGUUCACAGGUCAGCCAACUGUGGUGUAUUACGCAUCAACAAUCUUCCAAGCGCUCGGCUUUCAAAGUGGUGAGAAGGCAACGUUAGCAAGUUUAGGCAUCGGAAUAGCAAAGCUUGUUGCUACUAUAAUAUCUCUCAGUACGGUGGACAAAGGUGGUCGUCGUCGUUUUCUUCUCAUAGGUGUAUCAGUGAUGGCUGUUAGCAUACUCACGUUAGGGAUCAUUUCACAUUACUCACCACUGGGUCUGCAUCCAACCAGGAAAUGCCACUUUGUUACGCAGACAAGGAACUUUACUGAACCAGCAUCGAACCAAACACACAUGGCAAACAAAGGAUUGCGGUAUUUGACCCUCAGUGCUCUGGUACUCUUUGUUGGUGCCUACUCAUUCAGUUUUGGACCAGUGUCUUGGUUGGUGUUAAGUGAAAUUUUUCCAGCUGGUAUUAAAGGCAGAGCUUUUUCCAUCACCACUGUAAUCAACUGGGGCACAAAUCUGUUUGUUUCUCUCACAUUUCUUGACAUGCUAAGUGGCAUUGGAACGUCUUCAACCUUUAUUUUCUAUGCAGUUGUAUGCAUUCUAGCUCUACUAUUUGUUUAUAAAUAUGUCCCGGAAACGAAAGGCAGAACUUUGGAACAAAUAUCCGCAGAGUUGAAUGCAAGAAAACCACGAGAGAUCCUGCCAAGGAAACUGACCUGUUGUAAGGGCAGAGGAAGACGAAGGUUAAGAGAGCUGGGGACAAGACCUUCGCCUACUGGGUCUGCCACUGAUAUGUUACUGGAGAAUUCUUGCUGAAAUUUGAGCCGUUUGGAUAAUUGCAGUAAUUGACAUGUGCAAGACAGUUCAAGGUCGUCUGAUCGUCAAUCUGAAAUCCUUUGCAGCCAUCGAUUGGUUACGCCACUUUAACGCUCGUGGAUGUGAUGACUUGCUCAGAAGAGGAGGAGAAAGAAUCGAAGGAAGAACUAUUCGAAACUGCUGAUAAAGAAAUUACGAAAAAGCGAAGGAGUCGAUCAGACUGAACUCUUAAAGUAUAGCUAUUUUCAGCGGAACACCUCAAAUGUUCAAUUCCUGACAGAUUCAGGUAGAAUAGCAAUGAUGUGUUCAGUUUGUUGGGUUGUGAAUCACGUUUUAUAUUUUUUUUUUUGCACCGGUGCAAAUAGCAAACGUUGAAAUUGAGCUUCUCAAGAUAAUAGGGAAGCUGCUUGAAAUUACCUUUUCUAUGUAAUAAAUCAGAUAUGAUUGCCUCA